Messenger RNA from Eptesicus fuscus (big brown bat), 1270 nucleotides. RefSeq names its product mono-ADP ribosylhydrolase 1 (gene MACROD1). Gene Ontology annotation, biological process: DNA damage response; purine nucleoside metabolic process; peptidyl-glutamate ADP-deribosylation. The record is from RefSeq and is a predicted model, not a curated record. Bases 160 to 1110 code for a protein of 316 amino acids. NCBI's taxonomy places the organism in Eukaryota, Metazoa, Chordata, Mammalia, Chiroptera, Vespertilionidae. Gene Ontology annotation, cellular component: nucleoplasm. The transcript is spliced from 11 exons. Gene Ontology annotation, molecular function: ADP-ribosylglutamate-[protein] hydrolase activity.
GCGGGGCAUCGGCUUUCUCCUGGCCGCGCGGCCCGCGGGCUGGGAGCCGGUCGCCCGGGCUGGCAGCGACACCCUGUUCCGGAGUAAAUAAGGGGGAGUCUCCCCAGAGCACCGUCACCGGAGUCCCAGGGGGCGGGGAGCCGCGCGCGCCGCCCGCUCAUGUCUCUGCGGAGCCGAGUGCCCGGCCGCCUGGCUCAGCUGCGCGCAGCGGGGCAGCUCUUCCGCGCCCCGCGCCCCGGGCCAGGCACCUCCGCGGGGGCCCCGCGCACCCGCAGCAGUGCCUACGGCCCCCGCGCGCGGACCCCGGCGGGAGUUGAGGCUUGGGGGGCGGCGGCGGUGGGGCGGAGAGCUGGGGUGCGCACUUGGGCGCCCCUGGCCAUGGCGGCGAAGGUGGACCUGAACACCUCCACCGACUGGAAGGAGGCGAAAUCGUUUCUGAAGGGCCUGAGCGACAAGCAGCGGGAGGAGCACUACUUCUGCCAGGACUUCAUCAGGCUGAAGAAGGUCCCCACUUGGAAGGAGACGGCGAAAGGGCUGACCGUGAAGGUGGAGGAGCCCAAGUACAAGAAGGACAAGCACCUCAACGAGAAGAUCUCCCUGUUCCGCGGUGACAUCACCAAGCUGGAGGUGGACGCCAUCGUCAACGCCGCCAACAGCUCCCUGCUCGGAGGUGGUGGCGUGGACGGCUGCAUCCACCGGGCCGCCGGGCCGCUGCUCACCGACGAGUGCCGGACCCUGCAGAACUGCGAGACCGGCAAGGCCAAGAUCACCGGCGGCUACCGGCUGCCCGCCAAGCAUGUCAUCCACACGGUGGGGCCCAUCGCCCACGGAGAGCCCAGCGCCAGCCAGGCCGCCGAGCUCCGCAGCUGCUACCUGAGCAGCCUCGACCUGCUGCUGGAGCACCGGCUCCGCUCGGCGGCGUUCCCCUGCAUCUCCACCGGCGUGUUUGGCUACCCCAACGAGGCGGCGGCGGAGGUGGUGCUGGCUGCACUGCGCGAGUGGCUGGAGCAGCACAAGGACAAGGUGGACCGGCUGAUCAUCUGUGUGUUUCUGGAGAAGGAUGAAAACAUCUACCUGCAGCGGCUCCCCCACUACUUCCCAGUGGCCUGAGGCCCCCGCCGCACACCCUGACCAGGACGGCCUCGCCGGGGCCUGCUGGACCUCGCUCCCAGCUCUGAGAGGUGGCUGAAGCCUGCAGCUGGGCCUGGUCACCGUCCUUUCCCUCAGCCCCUGCCCCUCGGGAGCCUCCUAAUAAAGACCACCUGUUGCA